Phycomyces blakesleeanus NRRL 1555(-) is the source of this 2216-nucleotide messenger RNA. RefSeq lists its product as hypothetical. The record is from RefSeq and is a predicted model, not a curated record. Lineage: Eukaryota; Fungi; Mucoromycota; Mucoromycetes; Mucorales; Phycomycetaceae. Gene Ontology annotation, biological process: Golgi to plasma membrane transport. Gene Ontology annotation, molecular function: protein binding. Gene Ontology annotation, cellular component: exomer complex. The transcript is spliced from 14 exons. The coding region runs from base 28 to 2133 and encodes 701 amino acids.
GCUAUUCUCUUUUCACUUUCAUUCACCAUGGCAGACACGUUAAAAGACAUUCCUGAAUUCUUCGAGUCUGAACUUGGAGAGUCCAUUAUCGCUAGAACUGACGCCUUGGGCGCAUUUCGUGAACUAGGCCCUCCCGACCUGUGCCACAUCAUCAAAGCUAAUGCUAAACCUGGUGUUAGAGAAAUUGGAAGCUAUCAUUAUGUAUCUGGUGUUGAUGCAUCAUCGUCUGCUACUUUAGCAGCUUACUUGAAUUCUUUGACGUACUCCAUGGAUGAAUCUCAAUCAUGGUUUACAAAAUCCAAUGCAUGGAGAAUUAGAUCUGGGAUCUACUGCUGUUUUAACGCAUUCUCUCGUGUGGAUGUCCGUGUUGAAGUGAAGAUUCCAGGAGGUGUUGAAAGUUACUAUGUAGAUGUGCGUGGCGAGAGACACGAGGCCACUGCUUCAAUCUGGCAAGAGACAUACCUGUCGGCGAUACUCAGAGCUGUCUUAUAUUCGGAUGACAGUUAUUAUCGCCUGGCUGGUUAUCGUAAAAUAGAUCCAAUCACCAGUCUUUCCGCCGAGGCACGCUUUUUGGAAGCUGUAGAAAAUUUGUUCUGGAGAGGAUGGCAAUUGGGAAGCAAGCCUGAAAUUCAGGUGGCCACUUCAGUACAUAAUCAUCUGACAGCCGGUGUGAUGAAGUACUUUGGGGAUAGUUUCCGCUAUGGACCGGCAGAUCCUGAAGUUGGCGCACUUUUAGCUCAGGCUUAUAUAGGCCAGAACGAGGAAAUAAAGGCUGUCAAGGUUCUUCAUGAUGACCUCAAGCAGACUCCUAUGAGUUAUCCUCUCUUGCAUGUUCAGGUUGAUUUUCUGAGAAGCAAGGGUCAAUAUGAUAUGGCCUUGAAAUUGGCCAAGUUUGCCGUUAAUACCACUCCCUCCGAAUUUCUUACAUGGGCAAAGUUGACAGAAGUGUAUAUUGAUAUUGAGGAUUACAAGAACGCUCUCUUGACCUUGAAUUCUUGCCCCAUGUUCACCUACAGUGAGCGUGAUAUGCACCGUAUGCCUGCUCCAUCAAAGACGCAUUUGCCCAUUAAGCCUGAUAUUGUUAGCUCAGGUGUUAUGGAGGAGGAUUCUGCUGGAAGAGAAACCGAGGCAGAUCCUAAUCUCUUGCGUUUGCCGGCCCCAGCACUCCACGGAACUUUUGCCAAGGCAUACACUCUCUUGACUCGCCUGGCAGCUAAGAUUGGAUGGGAUGAUUUGUUGAAGUGCAGAUCGGUUGUAUUCGUAAUGGAAGAGGAAUACAGAAUUCAAAAGGCAAAGGAAGAGGAAAAAAAGACAACCCACAGCCCUACCACAGAGUAUUCUCCCGUAGAAAAGCCUAUCAGUGAAAAGAAGCCUAUUGAAGAAGAGGCCUCUUCUGAGGAUGAUGAACCUCUUAAAUCCAACGAGGCUGAAACAAAGUCAGAUGAGUUGGUCGAUAAUAUGGAAAAUGUGAACUUGGAAGAUGAGGAUAAGUCUAGUUCCCCCAAGGUGGAUGGACCCAAUAUCACUGCUCCUUCUCUUGAGCGCCCACAACAGGCUGCUGAAGAUAAUAAAGAGAAGGACUUGGAGAGCAAGGCACCAGAUGUCAGCUUCUCAUUUGGCAACAAGCGUCUUUGUGAGCGCUGGCUCGAUAACCUAUUUAUGGUUCUUUAUGAAGAUCUUCGUGUGUACACCUUCUGGAGAACCGAGGCUGCUCAUUACCGUGCGCAACAGAUGUCUUACCGCAAGACUGGUACUGAGUGGGAGUUGAUGGGUGAUUUGGCCUUGAGAUUGUGGCAUGAGAAUGAGGCAAAAGAAGCAUAUGAGCAAUGCCUUGAUCACAAAUUCUCUGCAAAAGCAUGGAUGAAACUUCUUGAAAUUUAUGCCAAGGAAGGAAAUGUUCAAAAGGCUCUUUUAGCUGCAGUAAAGCUGACUGUUUAUCAUGAGCGUUGGUACCACGAAAUUGUGUACCCCACUGAGAUUGCAUGCAACCUCAACAAGCUUAUCAGAAAGGAAGGCUUGUCAAAGAUGCAGAACAUCUUGACAUCGAUGAACUUGCCUCGUCCUGUUGAAAAGUUGAUGACACGGUACUUUGAUUACGGAGAGCUAUUCAAGGUGGAAGGAUAUGAACUUUAGAGAAAACAGAAGGAUAGUUAUAAUUCAGUCAGCAGAAACAAUAAUAAAUGAUUUCCUAAUAAUAAUAUUUUUUCAACCAUCUU